Molecule: messenger RNA, 3030 nt
Organism: Onychostoma macrolepis
Lineage: Eukaryota; Metazoa; Chordata; Actinopteri; Cypriniformes; Cyprinidae
Product: protein NLRC3-like
Exons: 7
Coding region: 248-1735 (495 amino acids)
Source: RefSeq, a predicted model, not a curated record
UGUAACGGAGGUAAACAAGAUAUAAACGUUUUGAUUGAUAAAACAAAUACAAUAAACACUCGACUACGACAAUAUAUAGUUUAUCUGUGUUAUUCAAGCCAUCUCAGGCAUUAACUUUGAAGGAGACGGUCACUCGACUAUCUUUACCAGCACUGAGGGUCGUUCGUCUCCAGCAGUUUCUGAAUCUUCUCAGUGUUCUUGGAGGAGAUCACCUGAUGACCAAAACAGGCAAUUUAUACAUGACUGGAUGACUAACACCAGAGCAACGGACUCUCAAAAGCACACGAGCAACACUUCAGUCAGUGACUCUGGAAUAGAAGAAUCUUCUACAAGACCAGAUGAGAAGACCAGUGAUCCUGCAUGGAGACCACACACACAUGCAAGUAAAGGCAUAAGAAAGAGCUGCCCACAGUCAAGGAAUCAUGAACAAGAUCAUACCACUAACAAGCAGAAAUCCAUGAUCAGUCCAGAGAGCAGCAGACAGAGUCGCUCCGCAGAAUCAGUGUCCUCAACAAAGAUGUUCAAACUGAGACUGAAGGAGGAGUUUCAGUAUCUGAAUGAAGAAAUAUAUUCUGGAGAAAGACAAAAACUGAAUGAUGUCUUCAUUGAACAGCACGUCACCGAGGACCCUGAUUCUCACAUCAGUGAUGACAGACAGAUCAUGCGCAGAAACAUGUUUGAAGGCCAGCAUAUCAGGAGCGUGUUGAUGAAGGGAGAUGCUGGAACUGGAAAAACCGUGACUGUGCAGAAGUUCAUCCUGGACUGGGCUGAAGAGAAAUCAAACACUCAUAUCGAUUAUAUAUUUCCAAUACCUUUUCAGAAGCUGAGCAUUAUCAGAGAGACGCUGAAGAAGUGCAGCUUCAUGGAGCUUCUGCAGCAAUGCUUUGAAAACACUGAAGAUCUGAAACCUGACUCUGACAGAAUCAUGCUGGUCUUUGAUGGACUCAAUGAGUUUAAUCUUCCUCUGGAUUUCCAAAACACAAAGAAGAUUACUGAUAUACAUGAUCCAGCCUCAGUCUCUGAUCUACUGACAAACCUGAUCAUGAGAAAUCUGCUUCCUAACGCUCAGAUCUGGAUCACCAGCAGACCAGCGGCAGCCAAUCAGAUUCCUGAUGGAUUCAUUGAUCGUGUGACAGAGAUCCAGGGCUUUAAUGAUCAGCAGAAGGAGGAAUAUUUCAGAAAGAGCAUCAGUGAUCAGAGAAUGAGUGAUAAAGUCAUCCGUCACAUCCAGACGUCACCCCGCAUCAGCAGCAUGUGUUAUUUACCAGAUUACUGCAGAAUCAUCGCAGCGAUUCCUGAGAAGAUGUUCAGAACAGACAGUGAUGAUUUCCCCAAGACUCUCACUCAGAUGUACAGCAGACUCCUGUUAGCUCAGACUGAACUGAUGCGAGAGAGAAGAGAGAGCAUCGUAGCUCUGGGGAGAAUAGCGUUUCAUCUGCUGGAGAACAGAAACUCUCUCUUCUGUUAUGAACACUUAAAGAAAUGUGGCAUUAGAGAUGAAAGUGAUCUGAUACGCUCAUCAAUCAUAAAGAAGACUGAAGACAAAAGCAAGCGUAAAUUACUCUGUUUUGUGAAUCACAGAACACAGGAGUUUCUGGCAGCUUUAUAUGUGACUGAAGUCAUUAAUGUGAAUAAUAAGCUCCAGCUCAGAGAUCUGUCCAGUCUGAAGCUUGACUACGGAGAGCGGUGCUUCACAGACUGCUAUGAACACCAGAAAGUGAUGAAAACACUUUAGAAAGACAGAUGGAUCUCUUCUUCUGCUUUUUACUGGGUUUGUCGCUGGAGUCCAGUCAGAGAGCUUUAAAAGACCUCCUGAAACAGAGAAGAAGCUCUUCAUCCAGUCAAGAGGCAGUUAAACACAUCAAAACACUGAUCAUGAAGUCUUCUGUAGAAAAUACAGACAAACGCCGUCUCCUGUUUGAUGCUCUGAAAGAGCUGGAUGAACGAGAUUUAAUCCAGGAAAUAAAAACACAGCUGAAAUCUGGACUCAGACUCUCUCCUGAUCAGAUGUUAGCUCUGAUGAACUCAGAAGAACAGCAGAUUCAGUCACAACGAUCAGAGGAUCUGAGGCUGAUGAAGGGGAAUCAAGGAUUGAGUGAUUCGUGCAUCACUGGCCGGUCAUUCAUUUGAAACUCAGAUCAUUUCACAGUGAUUUUAUAGAUAAUAAUUAGUUGUUUGGUGAGCACAUUUUCUCCCUCUAUAAGUAAUAAACAUGAUUCCCGAUGUCUUAAGGUCACAAGUUGAGAGCGAGACUGCCAUUAAAUCAUUGAUUGAGAUUAUAUAUGAAAAAUUCAGUGUGAUUACAUCAAGGUGUGAAACGUGAACUUUUAAAGAUUUUGGAUUUUUGCUUUAAGAUGUGACAUUUGAACUUGUGUUAAAUAUCUGUGUACUUUUUUAUUUUGUGUGUAUCAAGAUAAACUUCAAAAGAUAACAAAAUGUCAAUCAUUUUUAUAUACUGAAUAAUAGCAUAAACUGAAGAAAUUCAACAUUGUGAUGGAUCAGAGCUCAAAGGAUUGAAGUCUGUCACCAUUUUACACAUUUUGUGUUUUAGAUGUAAAAACAAUCCUCGUAUUCAUAUGUUUAGCAGUCUUUUAAAACAAUUAUAAAAGCUGAUAAUAAUAAUAAAAUUAAAGGCCGAGUCAAAUUUCUUAACCUAGAUUUAAGGUUAAGUGAACACUUGAGGAGCCAAAUGAGGACAAACUAUUUCAAGACCCUUGUACAUGACAUUUGUUUCCCAGCUGAAUGAUUUAAAUCAGUCUGAUUUGACUGUAAACUCAGUCCAUCAGUUUGCUCAUGAGUAAUGAUGAUUAGCUGGUGUAAACACACUCACCUGUAUCACCUGUGUGCGGUUUAACAAAUGAAAUCAUCAGAAACACAUGAUCAGCGCUCAAUAUGAUGUUGAACUCAUGAAUGACCAGCAGAUGGAGCUGUUGCUCAGAAUAAAAACACACACAUGGUCACGUGACAUCAGAUAAAACACAUCAGGGGCCUGUUUCAUAAAACAAGUUUACCAAAUAAACCAGGCUUAUU